AUGCAUGCACCGUCAGUCGGGUCCCUCCUCGGACUCCUAUAUCUAGCCGGCCCAACUCUCGGGGCGUCCAACAAAGACGCAUCCUCGGGGUCAUGGUCACCACAGCCGAUCCUGCCCAACAAAGACGCGGCACGCCACAACGCCCACCGGAUCUUCACCACGCUGCACUCUGCCGGCCGCCAAUGGGGCUCCUCGACGGACCACAACGGCAUGUCCUUCUUCCGCGCCACCGUGCCGGAGGGCAGCUACUUCUUCCACGGCGCCAGCAGCUCGGAGAGACCGAGCGGGUACGAGUGGCUCGCCUUUGAGAUUGAGCAUGCGCAGCAUUUUUCCAUGCCGUGGGAUCCAGAUCGUCGUCCUGGUCCUGGUCCUGGUCCUGGCCCUGGCCCUGGCCCUGGCCCUCGUCCUGGUCCUGUGACGGCGGAGGAGGACUGGCACGGCUGGGCGUGGCGGCGCUCGGCCCACGGCGCAAAAUCCGUCCUGGCCGAUCCAGACGCUCAGCGUCCCAUGGCCGCAUCAUCGGGAGACGGAAAACCGACUGCGGAUGCCUCCCGGCCGACGCGCGGCUACCUGCAGACGUACCGAGCGGCCCGUCCGCUCAACCUGCUCUACGUCGACGGCAUGGGUGCCGGCAAGUCCAAGUACGGAACGCUGGACUCGCAGGACUACAUACUGCGGGGCAAGACGCCCGAGGACUUUGUACGAAAUCCGGGCAAAGACUUCAUGGGAGAGGAGGCUCGGGCUACAGAGCUGUGCGAGAUGGCAGACGAGUGGGCCCGGCAAGGUGGCGCCCGCAUCGACGGCAUCAUGCGCAUGGAGGUAGGGUUCGAGAUCAUCUACUGCCACUUCGAAGAGGGGGGAGGGCUGGAUCUGGUUAGUGUCGAUGCCACGGCGAUGAAGAACGAGACGGGCUGGGUGGACCCGCAAGUCCACACGUUGGAGUGGAUACGGUCUGUUGCGUUGAGAUAUGACGGCUUCCCAAAGAGCAGGUUGAACAUCGACUGGUCAAGUAUAGUGUCGGCUUACUUUUACAACAUCAACCUUACGAACCCAGACACACAGAGAAGCGAGAUGCCUCGAGUGGUCAACGCUACAAAGGAAGAAAGGGCAGCGAUCAAGUCCAAGGUUCAAGAGACCAUGGCUGUCCCGCGCCAACCUGGCCCCGGUAUCGACUGGCAGGGUAUCGUGGACUUGGUGGUGGGACGAUACUCGGACAGAGUGGCACUCUUAUCGAACGAGGACACCACAGCAGAGGACAUGCGGCAAGAAGUCAACUUUUUGCUGUAUUCCUACAUUGAUUUUAACGAUCCAGACCCGAGACCGUCUGUGGAAAGAUGCCGGACCAAGCAUCUCGACACGGCCCUGGCGACACGGUCCACGUGGACGCAAGAAGAGGAGCUGAUAUUCACAGCCGUAGACACUGUGGCUGAAGACAUCUGCUCGACUCUGACAGAGGUGUGGGAGAUGCUCCGGCAAAAAGAUGCUUCGCUCUCGAAACCAAAGCAGCUGUCGCAAGGCUUGAAGUCGAGGCUAGGUUGGAGCACCUGGAAAAGGUGUGGGACUUGCGCGUCGCUGAGCGAGGUCUGCUUCGUGGCCAUGUUUCCUUUUGGAACCGUCGAGGAUCAUUACAACCCAGGGUGCAAAAACAAGACGCAAAUCUCAGGAGCACUUGGCAGACUCAACAAGACUGCAAACAUGCUGCUCGGCACCGUCGGCAACGUCGUCACCACGGUUGUUGGCUUGUUGGCCGCAACUGGGUCCGCUCAGACUGCGUGUGGUGAUGGUGUUGUCAGUGAUCGCGAGGAGUGCGACUUUGGAGCACAGAAUGGUCAGCCUGGAGUUGUAUGCAACACACAAUGUCAGUGUGUCCGCGGUCUUUACGACGUCGAACGCGGGAACCAAUACUGUCGACCUCUGGUCGAUGUCAAGUUCAGAAAAGCCGACGUCCUUAUCGUCACCGACACUCCUCCAGGUGAGGCCACCGAGGCGCUGGGAGAGGUCAAGGCCGCCAGAGCGUGGAACUAUACGAUAAACUUCAUCAACACAACAAACUUCAUACCCAUGCUCCCCCACGAGAUCCAAGUACAUAGGGCCGUUCUUGUUGUUACUGUCCCCGGUACCGUGCCCCCUGGUCAAACAGCGGGCAUGUAUGGAUGGAGGCCACACAACAUAAACCGCUUUUGGUAUCUAUACCUGUCUCAACGGCGAUGGCAACCAGCAAUAACAGGCAACGUGAUAAUGUUUGCCCAUCGACCCACAACCGAAAACAUCACACGUGCCGCGAACUUUGUCAGCAAGACCAUGAGAUUUGCCGUCGAGGGCACGGGUACGGGCCUUUGGCUGCAGACGCCGACGGAAAUAAGAACUGGCACAACGGAAGAAAUCAACUUUCUCGACGUCGACUUUCUCCAACAAUGGGGAAACUUUAGCAUGCGCUUCACCAACUCAUACCCGCCGAGCCCGCCAGUGUGGAGGUACAAUUAUCGUUUGAUAGGGAGGCACCGUCUGCUUGGAGACCUGAGCUCCAACGAUUCCUCCACGGUUCGGGGAGUGUUUGGAAACUUUCCCUCGACCUUCAAACCCGUCUCUUUAACGGACAACUUUCGCCCGACCCAGAACCCACCCAUGGCCAUGACCUGGAGAGGAUACACGGGGUGGCCCACGGUCAUUGCUCGUUACGCCGAAGAAAUCCCCGAAACCUGCCCCGACGGGUCGAUAAACCGCCCCCAAGAGGAGUGCGACGGAGCGGGCGGCGGCUGCAAUCCCGAGUCUUGCUACUGCAGCAACGGCUACAACUCGACGAGCCAGUCCUGCAUAGGGGCGCCCAAGUGCGGAGACUCGGUGCUGGACCGCGCCGUCGGGAAGGAACAGUGCGACGACGGCCCGAGGAACGGGAGCCCCGCCAGCAGCUGCAACAGCCAGUGCAGAUGCGCAUACGGCGAGGCGUACAACCCCCAGACCGAGGCCUACUACUGCUGUCCGGCCGGGCAGUACUCGGACGGGAAGUGGGACGCGACGUACGGCGGCAUCCCCUGCAAGCCGGCCUGCGGCAACGGCAUCGUCGACAGGCCGGUGGAGGAGUGCGACGAUGCCGCCGACCCCAGGUGCAACGCGGCGACCUGCAAGUGCAGAUGGGGCACGACGUUCGACCCGGCCACGCAGCAGAACGUCUGCCUGGCCGAGCCCUUCUGCGGAGACGCGAGGGUCACGUACGAGGCGGGCGAGGAGUGCGAGGGCUCGCAGAACGGCGACUGCGUGAACUGCAAGUGCCUGUACGGAAGACAGACCAACUCCACCGGGGGUUACACGGGCAUGUGUCUCCCGCGCUGCGGGAACCGGGUGCUCGACGGCGGCGAGGAGUGCGACAGCCCGACCGACCCGCUCUGCGACGCCGCCUCGUGCAGGUGCUUCUACGGCCUGGACCCGGCCACCCGCCGGUGCUACCCCGCCCCCUUUUGCGGCGACUCGAGGGUGACCUACGGCGCCGGCGAGCAGUGCGAGGGCUCCCAGGGCGGCGCCUGCGUCAACUGCCGGUGCCUGUACGGAAGGGAGACCGACUCGACCGGCGGCGGCUACACCGGAAACUGCCUGCCGCGCUGCGGCAACUCCGUCGUCGACAGCGGCGAGCAGUGCGACAGCCCGACCGACAACCUCUGCAACAAGACGACCUGCCAGUGCAUCUACGGGCUCAACACCGCCACCAACCAGUGCUACGACGUGCCGGCCUGCGGCGACGGCAGGUUCAGCCCCGAGGCUGGGGAGGAGUGCGAAGGCUCCCUGGGCGGUCUGUGCAAUGCAGGGACGUGUCUCUGUCGCUGGGGAGCGGUUUUGGACGGCCAGGGCCGGGCUACGGGGGAUUGUCUUCCGGAGCCGGUCAUGACGCCGUCGUCGUCGUUGUCGUCCGCACCGCCGUCGUCAUCGCCUGCACCGCCUACCUCGACGGAGCUUUCCACUACUGCCAAAUUGUCGCAGAGCUCUUCUGAAGCUGCAGAUGCUCAGCCGUCAGCCACACCUCUGGGGAGUACUGCGUCGGGGGGACCUCUUGCUUCUACUACCGAGGCAACCAGCACUUCGUACGAGGAGGGCGUGGAGCCGGAUUUUGCCACCGCCUCUACUGCGGACCCUCCACAGCCGGAGGCUGCUGCCACUCUGAGUGGAGAGCCCGUAUCGCCAGGGUCGUCAGCAACUACGGCCGAGGAACCUGGAAUUCCAGAGUCGCCGACUGCCUCAUCUGGAAACACCUCGUCGACAAGCUCGUCGGAGGAAGCGCCGGGAAGCUCUGCCGCACCCGCAGCCACGAUAACUCCAGGCCCUGAGAGUACCGCUGCAGGGCCGCCUGCUGAUGCUACUACCGGUUCUACUUCUCCAGGUACCGAAGAGACCUCGGCAAGCCUGGCGCCUGAGGUCGGUGGCUCAUUAACAGCUUCUCCAUCCACUGAGGGAGAAAGCACUACAGAAGCGGCCGCAUCUGCUUCGGCUACUGUCGUUGAUGGUCCACAGCAGGGGACGGGAGACAGCGGAGCGCCCGAUGCCACGACCACCGCAUCCCAAUCAGACGACUCGACCGAGUCAUCGGCAGCUUCCCCUACUGCAAGUGAGAUGGGAGAUUCUGUAGCCGCUACGCCCGCGUCUCCUUCGUCUGAAAUCAGCGUAGCAGAGUCCACGACCGCAGAGACGACUGCCGUCGACACAAACAUCCCGGCAGACAUUACGACGGGGUCGUCAACGGCCCAGGAAACAACCAGCGAGCCGGCCUCGCCCGCAUCAUCAGUUUCAGGGGACGGUCCUGCGGAAACUGCAUCUUCGGCUACUGUCGUCGAGCCUGAAGGUGGCGAGCAGACUACGACUGCAACCUCAUCCUUGGUGGAUGUUAGCGGCUCUCCUGACGGGCCAACAUCGGUUUCGGAAGGAAGCCCGGCCCCCACAGAGGAAGCAGGCACACCAACAGUCUCAGCCAGCGCUAGCGAGUCUACAAGCGACGGGGAGGUCGCAGCUCCGGUAACCACAGCUGGCUCGACAGACGGAGCCGAGGAAACACCCUCAGUAUCGUUAUCGGCAAGCCCUAGCGCCGCUACGGAAGAUGGCCAGGCGCCAGGUUCAGGAGCCAGUCCCGGUCCAAGUGAGCAGGUGCCAGCCGCAACUACAGCAACACCUUCUGCGAGCACCAGCGAGGGCACGGACAGCGAAGAUGUUGCCGCCUCGACAACUGCUACUGCCUCGGGAGAAGGGGCCCAGGAACCAUCGGCGACAUCCCCCACGGAAGCUAGUGGUGCCACGGACAAUGGGUCAACGUCAGCUACCGAGGGUAUGCCCGCCCCGAGCGGAGAGGCGCAAACUACAGCUCCGACAGCAUCCGCAACCACUGCCAGUGAGGCCGUUGACGGUGAGGAUACUACUCCCUCGGCAUCCACGACCGCCUCCUCUGAACAAGACCAGGAGACGCCUGCGGCUUCCUCGGCGGAUGCUAGCAGUGCCGCGGAAGACGGGCAAGCUUCGACGACGGCGACGGCGACUGUAACUAGUCCUGCGGACGAGACGCCGGGGACAUCGGCCGAAGCAGGUUCAACGCCAGCUUCCGAGACUCCCAGUCAGACGGCGGGCGAUGGGCAGGUGACGCCUCCAGCGACAACGCUAGAGACCGCGACCGAGACUGCAAGUGAUGAUGGUUCCGCCUCGCCCACUGCGAGCGAGUCCGCAGAUGGUGAGACUGCAACAGCAUCAGCUGCACCCUCGGAUGCUGCGAGCGCAACUGCGAGUGGCGACGGUCCCGCUUCGCCGACUGCAAGCGGCUCAACGGAGGGUGAACAGACCUCGACAUCUCCCACCGCCUCGGAGGCUGAUGUCGAGCCCACAAGUGCGGAAGUUCCGGCCUCGGCAACCAUUCCUGGCUCGACGGAUGACGAGGAGCCGACACUCUCUGUGUCUCCAUCCGAGACGGGUCCGGCCAACACUGGCGUGACUACGGGGGAUGAGCAAGCUCCUCCCUCGCCGACUGCUUCAUUGACUAUCAGUGAAAGUGUAGACGGCGAUGGAGUGUCUGCGUCAGCAACUGGAACUAGCCCAGCGAGUGAUGAUCAAGCCACGCUAUCAGGGACCGCCACCGGAAACACACCAGACAGCGGAUCACCCUCUCUAACUCCCGCUCCCGAAGCCAGCGGGACUAGAAAUGACGAUGCGACCUCCGAUUCAGCCACUCCCACUGGCACGGCAGGUGACGAGCAGGUAACGUCCUCGCCAGCUUUUUCUACGGCCGUCAGCGGGGCGGUGGACGGCGAAACUCUAGUGACUUCGGCUACCUCGACGGAGAACGAGCAAGAAACACCCUCAGCUGCUGCAUCUGGCAGUGUAAGCGAGACUACAAGCGAUGGAACCCCUGCGACUGCAACGCCUUCGACAGAGGACGGGCAGCCAAUUCCCUCAGCGACCGCCAGCAGCCUCUCGGAAGAUGAACAGACAGCAUCCACGACCCUCAGCGGAACCACUGGCGCUGACCAGUCUGAAACUUUAGCAACUGCGAGCGCAUCUGUGGACGACGGACAGCCCACGCCCUCGUCCGGAGCGACUGAGACCACGCCACCAAGCGUCGAGACUUCAACCAGUGCAGAUCCCUCCGAGGCGGCGCUGCCUUCAGAGACUUUGAGCACUGAGGCUGCGUCGUCUACGGUAGCUACAGCCGAGUCCCCGGGCGACGGAGGGAGUGCACAGUCCAUUUCCACCGCAGAGAUGCCGCUGAGCACAGGAGUCCUGCCCGGUGGCGGUGGAACUGAUGGUCCCUCUUCGGUCGAGGGAGCGGCAUCUGCGACAACCGACCUUGCGAUCGAGCCCACGGUAGCUUCCGUCACAGACGCCAGCUCUGCAGUUUCACAAGCGACGGACGCUGCCACCGGUGGGGCCCCCGGGGAGUCAGCCGCUGAGCCCGCAAGCCCGGGUCCCCAGGAGACCAUUGCUACCAGCACAGAGGUUUCACAGAGCGCGUCGGAAGCCGAAACGACGGCUGCUGCUGAAUCUAUGACCGAACCUACAGUAUCCGGCACCAGCGGUUCCGUGGCUACCAGUGGUCCAUCUCCUGCAUCAAAUGUCGCUUCGCCAACCGACGGAACUUCGGCUGCUGAACAGACCGGGGUCGCACCGACGAAUGAUGCUCCUUCUUCUCAAGAGACUACAGCCGCUGAGCCUGAACCGAGCAGUCCUCCACCAGAUGCUUCCAACAAAAUCACUGCAUCUUCCACUCAGAGUUCAUUUACCUUUGUUGAUGGCCCAUCGACCUUUGAGACCUUGACCAGGUCUUCCCCUACCGAAGCUACCGGUUCUUUGACCGACCCAUCGACCGGGGCAGCCAGCACCACACCUGCUGAUGAAAAUGGAAGCUCUUCUGUACAGUCACUGUCUACUACAGGCAUCAAUGGAGCAGGACCGGAUCCCACGGAUGCAGCAAAUGAGAUUGGGCCAAGCUCCACACCUACAGAUGCAAGCGUCUCGUCCGGAACUGCAGAGGCUGGUAUUACUCCUUCCGUUCCAUUGCCCACAUCAGAAACUGAACUACCAUCUUCAGCAGAAGAGACAAGUACCUCUGCAACAAGCCCUACCGCCAGCAUCGCAAGCGUCUCGCAGACCGAAUCUCCAAGCUCAGGGGUAUCUAAUCCCCCGGAAACAUCUCCGGCGGAGGAAGCUUCACCAGAGGUCACGACGACAGCAACUGAAUCCGAUGGCUCUCUCCCAGAUCAAGGCACCACAACGGAAGCCUCUACAACCACUUCAGCUAUGCAGAGUACAACGGCGCUGUCGACUGCCGAUGUUGACUCUGAUCCCGACGCACCAUCAUCUGUAGCCGAUCCACCAAACUCGGUGACAGAGGCCUCCACCACGGCGUCUGCCAGUCUUGACGACCUACCAACGACAGUUUUUUCUUCGACUACAAUCACGCCAGCACCCGAACUAGAUAGUGAUAGCAGCCAACCUGCAGCGACAGGAACCACAACCCUAGAUGCAUCUAGCUCUUCAGGAGCAGACGCGUCCGCGACUUCAGGAUCUGGUCCAUCUCCGACAACAACCAACGAUAGCCAAGGAGCUGAUCAGACCGCGACCACGUUGACUGAUACCAGAGAUGAUGCGUCUUCUCCAACGGCCCCUGCUACCGGCACGGCCGACGAGUCUUCCAUCUCGCAAACUACAGACGCGGGCAGUGGAUCUGCUGUGGUGCCGACAGGUACAGAGGCAGGCAACUCACCUGCGAGUCAGGAAACUACGCCGGCAGAGUCUGCAUCGACAUCACCAGCAGCCAAUCCAGGCAGCGGAGAAGACAGCCCACAGGCGACUGCAGAAGCCACGGUAGAAAGCAGCGCAUCUCCAGGCUCGGCUGCAGAAACAACAGCAGCUUCAUCCGCGACGCCAGAGGUCUCAACAACCGGUGCUACAGAGGUGAGCUCAACGGCUGCCAUGGGGUCCGGAGCAGAGAACACUUCAAGUCCAGCGUCGAAUGAAGACGCCGGGCCCACAGCAAGCCCUACCGGAGACGGCAAUACAUCGCCAACGGAAGCCGGGACAAACUCACCUGCAACACCGGACGUCACUACAGGUUCCGCUGAAGAAGCCAACCCAUCGACGACUACGGAGGCCAGACCGGAAAACAACCCAUCCUCAUCAGCAGCUACAGACGCUGGUGCCACGACAGGCCUCGCCGACGCAGCCAGCCCACCAGCAACGGCAGAGCCCACCGCAGACGACACCGACGCAUCACCCCCAACAACAGCCAGCGGCGCCGAGACCGCGAACCCCAACCCCGCCGCGACGACUCCCUCGACCAGCACGGCAGAGACCACAGACGCCGCAGGGCAGGUCCCCACGACAAACCCCGCCGCGACUUGGACGAUCCCGAGCGCGACGUCCACAGACGGCGGCGCAUCGGCGGCCACUCCGAGCCCGUGGGAGGCAAACAUGCCGCGGUUCCUGGCCACCGCCGGCGGCAGGCAGUUCGAGCGGACGGGGUGCGCCGCCGGCGGCGCCAAGAUGGACAACUUCCGGCUCGUGGCCCGCGAGGCGGACAUGACGCUCGAUCGGUGCUCCGAGGUGUGCGGGGACUGGCUAUACAGCGCUGCGCACGAUACGGAUUGUUACUGUUCCAUGGAAAUUCAGUGGGAUGGUGCGGAUACGCCCUCUGGUGAGGGAUGCGAGAUCCGCUGUCCUGGAAACCAGGAUCAGGUUUGUGGAGGGAUGGUGGAUGGUUCUGGGGCUGGAACCGGCGCUGGGUCAGGAACUGGGUCAGGGACGGACACGGGUAAUGAUGAUGGUGCAGGUUCGGGAACUGGGAGUGGUACUGGCUCUGGCGCUGGUGCUGGUGCUGGUGCUGGUGCUGGUACGGGCACUGGUGGAUCAGGCACAGGGUCUGGAAGUAACGGUGGAACAGGCACUGGCAAUGGCACUGGCACUGGCACCGGCACCGGAACCGGAACUGGUGGAUCAGGCUCUGGAUCUGGAUCUGGCACAGGAACAGACCCGAGUACAGGCAGCGGAUCGGGUAGCGGAACUGGUACUGGCACUGGCACUGGUACUGGCACUGGUACUGGCACUGGUACUGGCACUGGCACUGGCACUGGUGGAACUGGCGGAACAGGCAGCGGAACUGACGCCGGCACUGGCGGCUCGGGCACGGAAUCAGGAGGCAGCGGGGGCACACCAAUCUCACCACCUGCCAACCAAAGGUUCUCCAUCUACCAAAGAGUCCUGCAGAGUCCAGAUAACUCGCCAAUCUCCCCUCCGUCUGGCCAAACAACAUCAGGCAUUGAGGCAGUCGUCACGCCUUCUCCAGGCGGCCCAUCCUCCGACCCGCUGGCUAACACUUUCGUCACCACCACUUCUGUGACGUCUGUAAGCGGCAAUGGUCAGCAAACAGGAGACGAGACCGACCCCUCGUUGCCUUCAUCGCCCUCAUCGCCCUCGUCGCCCUCGUUGCCCACAACACCUUCAACGCCUCCUGUCGACAACGGUGGUGACGAGCAACCUGGAACUAACCCCACUACUACCCCAACGGCUCCCAACAACACUGGUGGUAGCCAGCAACCUGGGAGUGGACCUAACACGGAUCCAACCACCUCUGUUCCUGAUGGGAAUGGUGACAACCAGCAGCCUGGAGAUGGACCAAGUACAACUCCCACUACCCCGACUUCUCCUGGCAACAACGGUGGUGGCCAGCAACCCGGAGCUGACCCCGGCACUACCCUAACGCCUCCUGAUGAUAAUGGUGGUAGCCAGCAGCCUGAAAGUGGACCAAGUACAACUCCCACGACCCCGGCUCCCGGAGGCAACAACGGAGGUCAGCAGCCUGGCGCUGGGCCAACCACCGUCUCAACAACACCAGGCAGCAAUGGGGACAACCAGGAACCCGGGACCGGGCCUAGCACUGCUGUACCAAACCCAAGUGGAGAUGGUGACGAUCAGGAAACGGGCAGUGGGCCAAGUACCCCCGUCACUACUACUGCAGCUGGAGUACCGCCUGCCAACGGUGGCAACCAGCAACCCGGGAACGUCACGCCUACCACUGCUGCACCAAGCUCCAGUGGCAAUGGAGGAGCACCAGGACCAGGGGAUGGACCAAAUACUCAACAACCUGGGGACGUUACGCCCACCACUGCUGUGUCAAACCCAGGUGGAAAUGGAGAUAACCAGGGACCAGAUGAUGAACCAACAGCUGCCAUCACUACUCCCACUGGAGCACCGCCUGCCAAUGGCGGUAAUCAGCAGCCUGGUAACGCCACGCCCCCUAUUACUGUACCAAUCCCUAGUGGCGACGGAGGUACUCAGGAAACGGGCGGCGAACCAAACGCUCCCGUCACUACUUCCACUGGAGUACCGCCUGCAAACGGCGGCAACCAGGGGCCUGGAAACGCCAUUCCCACCACCCUUUCAACGCAAUCCGGCGGGCCAAACCCAUCAGGGACUGGGUUUGACGAGUCAGUCUUACCAUUCCCUGCGGUUCCCACUUCUGCAGGAAGCGACCAAUCUCCAGAUAACGGACAAGCCAACCCCGGGUCGAACACCUCACCUGGUAGCCCUGGAUCGCCGGCCACAGCUCCUGGUAGCAUCGCCACAAACGAGCCGGCACCUCUGCCUGAAGAUGUCGACGAGCCGAGUGCCGUUGGCCCCGACAACUCGCUGCCGACAACAGCAGUCGCUUCCAUGCCACCGACCCGCGAUGGCUGGCCUUCAGGCGUGGCAGGCACCGGCGACGAACACAGCCUCACCAGGUUCCUGACCUCGACGUACACUGUCAAGCCAUCGACGACCUGGACGGGCAACGCCGGGCCGUCCGCGGCAUGGGGCAGCGGCACAGCUGCUGAACCAUCCAACGCCGUGACCGCCGCGCCAUCCAUGCCGGACGGCCGGACGCAAACCGCCCCGACAACGAUGGCUACCCAGACUGUGCCGGUGUCCCGUACCGUCUACGUCGUCAUGAUCGAGUACGUGUGUGGCAACUGCGCAGGCGAGACGGUUUACGUCCCGAGCUGCAACGGCAGGCCCUGUACGGAGGGGGAGCAGCCCACGACAUGGACUCCAGUGCACUGCGGCGUGGAUGGGGUCGACUGCACCGGGCUUGAGACGUUCCGGCCCGAGACUUGUGGUGUUCCAGAGGAGAAGGCGGAGUUCUGUCGCGAUGCGGGCACGAAGCACCCCAUCGUGCAGCAGAAGCCGUGCGAGGGUGACCGCUGCAGGGAUGGUGACGUGCAAUACGUACCUGCGGAGCACGACGGUGUCCGUCCUGGCGGCUCUGGUGGCUCUGGUGGCUCUGGUGGCUCUGGUGGCUCUGGUGGCUCAGGCAGCUCAGGCAAUUCAGGCAGUUCAGGUGGUUCCCAAGAAGGGACAGGAGUCGGCGGCGAAGCAGGAAACGAUGGUAGCCCAUCUGCCGGCAGUUCAAACUCGGACUUUAAUUCGGGAGCAGACAAUAAUCAAGCCGGACAAGGUGGAGAAAAAGAAAACCUUCCAGAUGGCGGCGAGACAGGACCAUCGCCGGAACAUAAUCCGGAUGUGUCCAGUGGCCCGAACGGGAAUGCCGGCUCGGGUGAGGAUGUCGACGCGGACGCGAGUGGCAAGGAUGACGUCUACCCAUACCCAAAGACGGCGUCGGCGGAUGCUAUUGUUACGCCACGUCGCUCUGUUGUGUUUUUGGUCAUCGCCGUGGUGAUGUUUGGCCAGGCACUGUAA
This is a messenger RNA of Pyricularia pennisetigena, 12195 nucleotides long. RefSeq lists its product as uncharacterized. The record is from RefSeq and is a predicted model, not a curated record. The coding region runs from base 1 to 12195 and encodes 4064 amino acids. The transcript is spliced from 6 exons. Lineage: Eukaryota; Fungi; Ascomycota; Sordariomycetes; Magnaporthales; Pyriculariaceae.